GAGGGAGACUCGCUCUGUCAUCCCGCAACAGAUGGAGGGGGGACUCCUCUGAACUGUCGGCUAUCAUCCAGCAGUGGAGAGAGAUAAGGGGGUGGUCUCUCUCAUGACACCCUGAGAACUACAAUCCCCGUCAUGCCUUAAACAGACUGCCGGAAGUUAGCUUUUUAAUAGCGUCUGCAAGCGAAGUCUGUUUAUUGUUCUUAAAAUAAUAUCAAACAAUUCGCGUUGUAAAACCUCUCUGCAGUCUCACGCGCCCGGUCAGCUGUUCUGCUGCAGGCACGUUGAAGCGCAUCUUCCGCUUGCGAGUUCGCCUGGACGGAAGUUGAUGUGUGAGGAAAAAUGAACGCGGAAGGAUCUAUGGAAUUAACAAAUCCUGCUCUUGAGUUAGAAACUCAGAAGAAAGACGGCAAACAAAGCAAUUCUGACUUAUCUGUGGUUGCAACCUUUAAAUCUUUUCAGAAUGAAUUGGAUGCAAAGCAUGAUAAAUAUGAGCGACUUGUAAAGUUUGGCAGAGAUAUAACAAUUGAAAGCAAAAGAACAAUCUUUCUUUUACACAGAGUUAUAAGUAAACCCAAUAAAGAUGAAGUUCUAAAAGAAGCAAAAAGCAAAUUAGAUGACAUUCGGGAGAAAAUAAAACGCCUAGCAAGAGAGUUAAUAAAUGAAGAUAUGUAUCAAUAUCACCGAGCUUUUACAAUUGGAAUUCAAGAAUAUGUUGAAGCUGUCACAUUUCAACAUUUUAUUAUGAACAGAAAACUUCUAAGCCUUUCGGAUAUUAACAAUGAACUAAUAUUUAAAGAUGGUGGUUAUGCUCAAAAAUUUGAUUCAACUGACAACAAUCAACCUUAUUCAGAAAGCUUCAAUUUUCAGAUAACUCCUGUGGAUUACUUGCUUGGGGUAGCUGAUCUUACUGGAGAGCUUAUGCGUUUCUGCAUAGGUAGUGUUGGGAAUGGAGACAUUAAUACCCCUUUUCAACUGACUCAGUUCUUACGUGAAAUUUUUAAUGGAUUUUCUUAUAUUGGUAAUUCUGGACCAUAUGAAAUUUCUCGAAAACUGUAUGCAUUAAAACAGAGUUUGUCAAAAGUAGAAAAUGCAUGUUAUAUGUUGAAAGUAAGGGGGUCAGAAACCCCAAAACACAUGCUUGCAGGUUUGUUGGUAUCCGAUUGUGAACUCUUUAACCAUAGUGAAUGUUUAUCUUGAAGAGCUUUUAUUUUUGUGGGUAAAUAGGCAAAAUUGCUGCCCAGUCAACAUAGUUUAAUACUUUAUAGUUGUAGUUACAUAUAAUGCUUAAUUGUUCUUGUUUCUUUAGUAUGUAAAGUAAAUAAAGUAGUACCAUAUAUAAACAAUAGAUAUAUCAGACUUUUUUAACAUAUGCUAGUGA
Hyla sarda is the source of this 1378-nucleotide messenger RNA. It is a transcript of the gene TSNAX, whose product is annotated as translin associated factor X. The record is from RefSeq and is a predicted model, not a curated record. Lineage: Eukaryota; Metazoa; Chordata; Amphibia; Anura; Hylidae. Gene Ontology annotation, molecular function: sequence-specific DNA binding; RNA endonuclease activity; RNA binding. Gene Ontology annotation, cellular component: cytoplasm; nucleus. The transcript is spliced from 6 exons. Bases 340 to 1197 code for a protein of 285 amino acids.